AUGCUUCAGAACAACUCCGAAAAGUGCAAACUUCCAAACUUUCAUGCAGGCUGUCAUAUAUUUGAGGAUGUCGAUGAUAUUGGUCAUGUUACUUGGUUUUGGACUCUCCUCUAUGAGUUAAAACAUUCCACGUACAAGCAAUUCAAUGACAAAAGUAACAAAAAACAGCUUGAAAAAAGGGCUUCUGAACGAGAAAUGGUCAUGAAAGCUCUUUUUACAAAAUAUCCUCAAUGCAGAAAAUUGAUACCAAGAGCAAAAGAACCAGAAUUCAAGCUUGAAAAAGACAUUUUUGUCCUAUUUGAAACGGAUCAAGGAGAAAUGAACAUUGCGUUCGUUAAACAAGUAACUGAUAAGGUAGUUCUUAGUUCCUUGAUCUUUGAAGUGAAACACAUGGAUAACGUUUCCUAUAUGUAUCACCUCAAAUGCAUUCCACAACUAAUGCUAUCAGCAAUAGAUAUCAGAAAAGUCAAGUCUAAAUGUAGCUGUAUUUGCUAUUCAUUGCCAUCUGGGUUAAAGUGGCAAUUGAAUCAAUUUGCAUUUUGUUAUAUUUUUUGUAAAUAA
Molecule: messenger RNA, 561 nt
Organism: Naegleria fowleri
Lineage: Eukaryota; Heterolobosea; Eutetramitea; Acrasida; Naegleriidae
Exons: 1
Coding region: 1-561 (186 amino acids)
Source: RefSeq, a predicted model, not a curated record